AAGAGAGUGAGUGGCAACAAAAGACCCAGCAGCAGCGUAAGCACAACAUUACCGCGACGUAACCUCCGAAAAACCUCAGAAGAAGCAGCAGGACGGUGCAAUAUUUGGAACCACAGAAUAACCCCAGGGGACUCUAGAAGAAAAACAGAAGUCGAAGAAGUAACCCAACACAAUCUUCGGACAGUCGCAGCCUACAGCAAGGAACCCUAGAAGAACUCUGAAGAUGUCCAAUGCUCUGCUGAGGAGAAAUUCCAGCAAACAGGGUCUCCAGAACCUCAUAAGGUUGACAGCUCAAAGGAGUGUUGAGGAUGCCGAGGAAGUGGAAAGAGAACGUAGAAGACGAGCUCGAGAGGAGGUCUAUCGCAGGAACGAUGAUGCGGCACCUGCAGAUUACGCAAGCAACCAGACAGACAAUGAUGACACAUUUCAAGGCGUUGUGAAGCCCCGCAGCUCACCAUCUCUGGAGGAGGACGAGGGCUUCAGUGACUGGACGCAGCGCAGACAGCAGAAACGACAACAGCGCCUCGAGGAGGUGGCCAAGGGAGAACGGCUGCACUCCAAGAAGGACGAACAUGACAGGGACACCUACAGAGCGCCCUCGGAAGACACCUCAGCAUCCUCCAGUACGUCAUCAUCUUCAUCCACUCGCGUCCUGAUCCCAAAGACUGACGACACGGCCACACAUCAUCAGAGUCAGGCGGAGGAAAGGCAAAGAGGCAAGGGGUCACAGACAUCUAAAGUUUUCCUUUUCCAAGAUUACAAACACGAUGGAGACACUGCCCAACAAGAAGUGACUUCAUAUUCCAGCAAACAACCCAAGAGCAGGUCUCCCAGGUGCAAUGAGCAGGGCGAGGCGGAGGCUAUCGUGGAGGCAGAGCGUCGUAUGGAGAAGAUCCGCCUGGGUCUCCAGGAGAAGGAGUGUCAUGAACUGGAGCAGCUGAAACAUCGGCAAGCUCAAGCCGAGCAUGAGCUAGAGGAGCUCACCAGGAGGAGAGAGCUGAGAAGACGACUCAGAAGUGAGGAGGAACAGCGGCAGCAAGUUGACGAGCGACAACGUGCCACCAAAGAGGAGGAGGAGCACCGUCGAAUGAAAGAGGACAUAGAGAGGAGAAGAGUAGAGGCGGCCGUGCGUAUGAAGAGCUUGAGUGGCAGCAGCGGCGACACAGACAAGACCUUCAGCCCCAUCAAGACGCCCACACAUAAAAUUACAGAGAGGACAGAGUCCCUCAACCGCUCGCUGAAGAAAAGUAACAGUUUCAAAAAGACAUCAGCGAUUGUACUUGUCAGCAACAUCGAUGACAAGAUGGAGCAGUACGCACAUGCUGUAGAGAACUCUCAGGAACCUCGAGGAUUGAAGACCUCAAUGGCUGACCUUCCCAACUCAUUGGAGGUUGUCACCUCUAAGAAGAACUUGUUUGAGGCCGGUGAGGUGCAGACCAGCCCCUCCCCCAAAACAACUUCCUGUCGGGACACUGACGGUUUAAAGGUGGGCGUGGCCAACCUCAUCAACCAGUGGGUUAAGGGACAACCGAACACUGGCCGACCUACACAAAGCCAAGUGGCGGAUGUCAAGUAUGGAGAUGUGAUGCAGAAGAAAAACAUGUGGGAAGUUAUUGGAGAUUCAUCAGGGAGAUCUGCCACAGACAUCAAGGGUUCGGCAGCAGUGAAUAAGAAGUUCAGAUUUGUCGUGACAGGACAUGGCAAGUAUGAGAAGAUCUCUGUGGACCAGGAACAUGAUGCUAACACAAAAUCUGAUUGCUGUCAAAGUGAUUACUGAGUUGGUCUCAAUUUUCCAGCUUGGACACCACACCUCCCAAGAAACACUGACCCACACAACAACUACACUUAUCGAAUAUUACACACAACUUUCUUUGUUCACAUUAUUUGAGCUGCACAAUCACUUCCUGUUUGUGUUCACCUUUUAUUCUUUUAUUAUUAUUUUUGUUUUCGUCCAUCAACCUGUUUUUAUUGUCCUUCUGUGACUUUGUACUGUCCUUUUUUAAAGACAAUUAAAACCUUUUUUAGAAGUA
This is a messenger RNA of Corythoichthys intestinalis (scribbled pipefish), 2030 nucleotides long. It is a transcript of the gene lsp1a, whose product is annotated as lymphocyte specific protein 1 a. Bases 224 to 1777 code for a protein of 517 amino acids. The record is from RefSeq and is a predicted model, not a curated record. Gene Ontology annotation, biological process: muscle contraction. Gene Ontology annotation, molecular function: myosin binding; actin binding; calmodulin binding. Lineage: Eukaryota; Metazoa; Chordata; Actinopteri; Syngnathiformes; Syngnathidae. The transcript is spliced from 13 exons.